This is a messenger RNA of Chironomus riparius, 180 nucleotides long. Lineage: Eukaryota; Metazoa; Arthropoda; Insecta; Diptera; Chironomidae. The record is from the annotation of a GenBank genome assembly.
AUGUCUGACAAUCCAAGUAGCAAAGAAUCAGCAACUAAAACCACAAUGGUUUAUGUCUGCUCAGAAUGUCACAACGAGAAUGAAAUGAAAUCCAGAGAUCCAAUUAGAUGCAGAGAAUGUGGUCAUCGUAUCAUGUACAAGAAGCGAACAAAGCGUUUGGUUGUGUUUGAUGCUCGAUAA